Messenger RNA from Terrapene triunguis (Three-toed box turtle), 1343 nucleotides. It is a transcript of the gene PPP1R42, whose product is annotated as protein phosphatase 1 regulatory subunit 42. The record is from RefSeq and is a predicted model, not a curated record. Gene Ontology annotation, molecular function: protein binding. NCBI's taxonomy places the organism in Eukaryota, Metazoa, Chordata, Testudines, Emydidae.
GAAAAGCCACUUACAAGAAUAUAUGGAAUUCUUAGUGAUAUCAAAACAGUUUCUCUGAAAAUUUGGCUAAUUACAGAAUUAUGGUUCGACUAACAGUGGAUCUAGUUGCUAAAAGCAUCAAUCACAAAAACCGCAAAGAAGAAUCUCUGGCACAUUACCUGAGAAAGAUAACUCACCUGAACUUAUCAGAUAAAAAUAUUGAUACAAUUGAUGACCUCUCUUUGUGCAGAAAUCUUAAUGUCCUGUAUUUGUAUGAUAACCAAAUUAGACAAAUCCAUAACUUAUGCUUUGCUUCAAAUCUAACACACCUGUACCUGCAAAACAAUUGCAUUUCAUGUAUAGAGAACCUCACAUCACUGAAAAAACUUGAGAAACUGUAUCUGGGGGGCAAUUACAUCACAGUAGUAGAGGGCUUGGAAACAUUAGAAGAACUGAGAGAGCUACAUGUUGAAAGCCAGCGGCUUCCUCUUGGAGAAAAGCUCUUGUUUGAUCCAAGAACUCUUCAUUCCCUGGCAAAAUCUUUGUCAGUGUUGAAUAUCAGCAAUAACAAUAUAGAUGAACUGGGAGAAUUAGCACUUCUGGAAAAUAUUUCUCAUCUUAUAGCAGUUGACAACCAACUUCACCAUGUGAAGGAUUUGGAGUUUGUAUUGAACAAAUGGACCAAGCUGUGCAGAAUGGAUCUUAAAGGGAAUCCUGUUUGCCGCAAACCAAAAUACAGGGACAGGCUUAUUAUACAGUCAAAAACUCUAGAAUCCCUUGAUGGCAAAGAAAUAAAAGAAAUGGAAAGACAAUUCCUAAUGAAUUGGAAAGCAUCCAAAGCCUCUAGGAAAAAGAGCAAGGAAGAGAGCAUGACAGAUGAGCAUGCAGCUUAUCCACAUUUCUAUGACUUUGGAACAGGCCAUCCCAUUGUUCCUGUUUAUUACAAUCCUUCUGGAAAAGGAAAACCAAAAUUUGUUAUUUUAUCUGAGCUACAUAGGUCUCCACAUAACAGAGAAGAACCUCUGCAAAGACCCCAGGAAGGAAGUAAUGUUAAUGUUAGCAAAAAAAUCAGGCAGGGCCCAAGCACAUUGACAGCAGUGUGCUCUUUUGGUGCCCCCACAAGAUACUGGACCGAUCCCAUGACAAAACUCUUUGGCCAGAAAUGGAAAGAAUGUGCUUACAACAAAACGGAAUGGUGUGGCGGCGACUUGCGUUCUGUGGAGGAAUGGACGAGGACAAGCCGGACAAAGGUGACAAGAUACUGCUGCACAGGGGUUCUCCCUCUCAUAGGGGGACUCUUCUCUGCCACACAAACAUCACAUUUGUAUCAGUUUUCUACAUCCUGUCUGCAUUUCAUCCAAUAG